CGGCGGGGCGUCCCGAGCAUCCCGCAGGAAAACACCCACCUUGGUGAAAAUGGGGGACACACGAGACAUCUGUCCUCACCUGGAUUCCAUAGGAGAGGUGACCAGGGAUGACCUGCUGCUCAAAUCCAAGGGAACUUGCCAGUCCUGUGGAGCUGUGGGACCAAACCUCUGGGCUUGUCUUCAGAUUGGUUGUCCUUAUGUUGGUUGUGGGGAAUCCUUUGCUGACCACAGCACACUUCAUGCACAGGCCAAAAAGCACAACCUGACGGUGAACCUGACCACGUUCCGGGUGUGGUGCUACGCCUGUGAGAAGGAGGUGUUCCUGGAGCAGAGGCUGGCAGCUCACCCACCCUCCCCCCCAGCCAAGCUCACUGAACCGGACUCUCCUUUGCCUGCUCACCCUCUGAAAGCUGUUCCAAUUGCAGUGGCUGAUGAAGGCGAAUCUGAGUCAGAGGAUGAUGAUUUGAAACCAAGAGGCCUUACUGGAAUGAAAAAUCUUGGGAACUCCUGCUACAUGAAUGCAGCACUUCAGGCUCUCUCUAACUGCCCACCUCUCACACAGUUUUUCCUGGAAUGUGGUGGACUGGUCCGUACAGAUAAGAAACCCGCGCUGUGCAAAAGUUACCAGAAGUUGGUGUCUGAGGUUUGGCACAAGAAACGCCCAAGCUAUGUUGUUCCAAGCAGUCUAUCCCAUGGAAUUAAACUCGUCAACCCCAUGUUCCGAGGCUAUGCACAGCAGGACACCCAGGAGUUCCUGCGGUGCCUGAUGGAUCAGCUCCACGAGGAACUGAAGGAACCAGUUGUUGCAGAGACGAGGGAUUUGGAUACCAUUGACCAGGAGGACAAGCGGGAGGGGGACCGGAGCCCUUCGGAGGAUGAGUUCCUGUCCUGUGACUCCAGCAGUGACAGGGGUGAAGGAGAGGGACAAAGUCGGACCACAGGGAGCAUGGGAAGUGGCUCCUUAGCAGAGACAGAGCUGUUGAUCCAGGAUGAAGCAGGGAGAGGGAUCUCUGAGAAAGAGAGGAUGAAGGACAGGAAGUUCUCCUGUGGCCACCGGCGCAGCAACUCGGAGCAGGUGGAUGAGGAUGCAGAUGUUGACACUACCAUGAUGGCAGUUGAUGGCAGAGCCUCACCUGAGAUGCUGCCAGCUCCCCGUCCUGCCAGCCCGUGUAGGACACCAGAACCCGACAAUGAUGCCUACGUGCGCUGCUCCUCACGGCCCUGCAGCCCGGUCCAUCAUGAGAUGCACUCCAAGCUGUCCAGCAGCCCUCCUCGCUCCAGCCCUGCCAGGAUUGGACCUUCCUACGUACUCAAGAAAGCCCAGAUGCAGGCUUCUGGGAAAAAGAAGAAGGAACUCCGUUACCGCAGUGUGAUCUCCGACAUCUUCGACGGCUCCAUCCUCAGCCUGGUGCAGUGCCUCACCUGCGACAGGGUUUCUACAACAGUGGAGACAUUCCAGGACCUGUCACUCCCAAUCCCAGGGAAGGAGGACUUGGCCAAGCUGCAUUCUGCCAUCUACCAAAACGUGCCAGCUAAGACAGGGGCAUGUGGGGACAACUAUGCCUCCCAAGGCUGGAUUGCUUUCAUCAUGGACUAUAUCCGGAGGUUCGUGGUGUCCUGUAUCCCUAGCUGGUUUUGGGGUCCCGUGGUGACACUGGAGGAUUGCCUUGCUGCCUUUUUUGCAGCAGAUGAGUUGAAGGGGGACAACAUGUACAGUUGUGAACGGUGUAAGAAGCUGAGGAAUGGAGUGAAGUACUGCAAAGUCCUCCGGCUCCCAGAGAUUCUUUGCAUCCACCUGAAACGGUUCCGGCAUGAGGUGAUGUAUUCCUUCAAGAUCAACAGCCAUGUCUCCUUCCCCUUGGAAGGGCUGGAUCUGAGACCUUUCCUUGCCAAGGAGUGCGUCUCCCAGAUCACCACCUACGACCUCCUGUCAGUCAUCUGUCACCACGGCACAGCAGGCAGUGGCCACUACAUUGCCUACUGCCAGAACGUGAUCAACGGCCAGUGGUACGAGUUCGACGACCAGUACGUCACCGAGGUGCACGAGACCGUGGUGCAGAAUGCAGAAGCCUAUGUCCUGUUCUACAGGAAGAGCAGCGAAGAAGCUGUGCGAGAGCGCCAGAAGGUCGUGUCCCUGGCCAGCAUGAAGGAGCACAGCCUGCUCCAGUUCUACAUCUCUCGAGAGUGGCUCAAUAAAUUCAACACCUUUGCAGAGCCUGGGCCCAUCACCAACCACACCUUCCUGUGCUCCCAUGGAGGGAUCCCUCCUAAUAAAUACCAUUACAUCGAUGAUCUGGUGGUGAUUCUGCCCCAAAACGUGUGGGAAUAUCUCUACAACAGGUUUGGGGGGGGCCCUGCUGUGAACCAUCUGUACGUGUGCUCCAUUUGCCAAGUGGAGAUCGAAGCGCUCGCCAAGCGCAGGAGGAUCGAAAUCGACACCUUCAUCAAGCUGAACAAGGCUUUCCAGGCAGAGGAGUCUCCAAGUGUCAUCUACUGUAUCAGCAUGCAGUGGUUCCGGGAGUGGGAAGCCUUUGUCAAGGGCAAGGAUAACGAGCCUCCCGGACCAAUCGACAACACCAAGAUUGCCCUCACAAAACCAGGAGGCCACGUGCAAGUCAAGCAGGGUGCUGACUACGGGCAGAUUUCUGAGGAGACAUGGGUCUAUUUAAGCACACUGUAUGGAGGGGGCCCGGAGAUUGCCAUCAGACAGAACGUGGCGCAGGUCCAAGAGCUGGAGAACCACCACGGGGAGCAGAAGAUCGAAGCGGAGACGCGCGCGGUGUGACCUGGCAGGCAGUGUUGCUACUAGAGAAACCUGUUGUUUGAGGCUGAGGAAAGCCACGAGGUCUCCCUGGGGUUUUGUGCUGGUGGUGCACAGCUGUCACAACUUCCUAGUUCUGCUCUUUAUCGAAUUCUUGCGAAUUCAGUUGCAACCAACUAAGGAAUUUGGAAAGAGGCUGUUCCUUUCUCCUCUCACUCCCAAAACCUCACCCUCACAGUCCUGCAGAAUUUUAUUUUCUCCUUCUGUCUGAUUCCACGUGUUCAGCACAGUUUCAGAGAACAGAGCUGGAAGGUGAGUCCUCCCUCCCAACGCCUUCCUUCCCCCUGCACUCUUCCUGCUGAGGCUCCUGGCACUGUGGAGCUGGGGGCUGGAGCCUUUGGGUGUGCAGCUCACAGGGUGGUACCAGGAAAGCUGGGCUGGACUGGGACACAGCACAGCUCUGAUGCAGAUUUUGGGACUCCUUGUUCCUAACCCUGCCAUAAGCUGUGUCUCCACAUCUGUCACGACAAGCAGAGGGGUGGGAAGGAUGAGGAAGGGCUCCUGUGUUCACACAGAGCCCACUUCUGAGGGGUCACCCUUAGCUGGGCAGGGCCCAGGCUGGGGAAGCAGCUUUUUAGGAACAAGCUGCUUCCUGCUAACAAGCCCCCACCUGUGUGCUGAGGUCAUUCCAGAUGUCCUUUGUGUAUACAGUGGCUCAUUUAAUGAAUUUGCUCCCCCAUCUAUGCCACCAGUGCAGCCAAGGAGCAGCUGAUGGAGAAAGGAGACAGGAAUGAAGGCAAAAAGGCCAAACUCCACUUUUCUCAGCAGGGCUGUUCUUAAAAAGAUUUUCAUUCAUCUGGUAAGGCAGAAAGGCAAGAGUUAAAUCUUUGCAAGGCUUUGAGUGAGGUUUAGUGGAGGCAGAGAAGGAAGAGGUGCCUCCCAUGGCCUGAGGAACCAAACUGUGUUUUCCUGGUGCUGGAUGAUUGCACAGCAUCCAAUCUGGCCUUAAUGGUGCCAGACUCCACCUGGGGCUGGGACCUCCCAAGCUCCUCACCUGAAAAAGAGAGGGAGGGAGGGGGAGGGAAAAGCUGCUCCUUGACUUAGAGAUAGAAGGGGGUAGGACAGGAGAACUUGAGAAGAAAAAUGUGGCCUUCAGAUUAUUUUUUCCUUUUUUUUUUUUUUUUAAUCAAAUGUUUGCUGCAAACAGCAGCUCCUUUAAAAACUGUCUGUAAACGGUUCAGCAUGUUAGUUUUACAAUCCUGUUUAUGGGAUGCUUGUAUAGACCCAGACAGGCCCGAGGGGGAGGUCAGAGAAUGAGCCACUGUUGGGAUUCUCAUUGUUCCAAGCUGUCUUUGUUCCCCACUGCAGCAGCCCUGGGAUCUGCUGCAGAGCCUGCAGGGCUGCAUGUCCGUGUUGUCCGAGGGUGCUGUACAGACUGUAAUGACACUCCUGUGCUUAAGUGUUAGACCUUGUGCUGAAAAUGUGGUACAAUAAAUACCUGUGCAUUCAA
Myiozetetes cayanensis is the source of this 4271-nucleotide messenger RNA. RefSeq names its product ubiquitin specific peptidase 20 (gene USP20). Gene Ontology annotation, biological process: protein deubiquitination. Lineage: Eukaryota; Metazoa; Chordata; Aves; Passeriformes; Tyrannidae. The transcript is spliced from 25 exons. Gene Ontology annotation, molecular function: zinc ion binding; cysteine-type deubiquitinase activity. The record is from RefSeq and is a predicted model, not a curated record. Bases 50 to 2785 code for a protein of 911 amino acids.